AAAUGCAGGCUCGGCCUCGUCAUUUUUUGACGACCUCGUCGGGGAUUUUCGAGUCCCCUGUACCCAGGUCUUACGUCCCCCUGAGCCUCCCCCUUGGCAUCUUCGGCGAGGGCCGUUUUGCCAUUUCGGGCGUGUGCAUUUUUUCUUCGGCGAGGGCCCUCGAGGAGCGUCCUUGAUCCUGUGGCGAAAAGACCGCUCGCGAAACCGAGAAAAAACACAGGGAGUGGACGUCCGAGCGAUGGCCAGCCCCCGAUCCAUGGAUUUGGUGACCGCGCGCCAAAGCCAUGGAUCGCCAAUCCAUGUUGGCGCGCCCCCGAAGAUUUAAGAAGAGUCCAAAAAUAGGCGGGGGACGAUUUGUUUGAUUGAUUUUGACUAUCUGGGGUCAUUUAUGGGCCAGGUUCAAGUUGUCCUCCAAAACCCGCCUGUAAGAGGACCUGCCCGACCUAAGCCGAGGACGAGGGUGGCCAUGAGGAGGGCGAGGCCGAGUCCGAGCACGAGGAGAUGAGUAGCGUCGACAUCGCCGUCCUGGUAAUGUUCUUCGGGGGCGCGAUCCUGGGCCGCUGCGGCCAGAUGUUCCUGAGCUAUCCGGAUGCCGACGUUCGCGUGUCUGCGAACCGAAUGUUUUGCGUCGCAGUUUCGAUUUUCAUCGCGAUGACAAUUUGGAGUUUGUGCCAUAGCUUCCUCGUGCAUCAGCUCAUUCCGAGCCCUUUUCCGAGAGGCCUCGCGAUUCUCGACGAGGUCAUGCAGCAGAGGGCUGAAUUGUUCAUCAUGGUUUGCCUCUUUGCAGGUCUGUGGAUAUUGAUCAGCUUGUUCUGUCACUGGACAGGUGACUCUAAAUUGCGUGAAUGGCGUGGGGCUGCUAAAACGUUGACACCUCAUGUCUGUGGAUUCGCUGGUGCCAAUGUGGUGAUGAGGUGCAUGGUACUGGCGCACGCGUGGGCUGGUAUGAUGGGCGUCGCCGUGGCUGGAGUUACCACAUGUGGGGUCCUCCUGCUCUGCAUGGCGGCAACGGAGGCUAUGCGCCAGCAGCGAUGCUACACAGAGACCCUCUCAGAACAGGAACAGCACGAAUGCUUGGAAGCUGCAAUGGAGGGUGAAGAUGAAGCCGCUGCUUUUAUUACCAGUGCCGUUCUGCUUGGAACCUCCGCAGUUGCAUUUCACAUGGGCAAUUGUGAUGUCGAAGAGCACGUGGGUAACAUCGAGCAUACCCAUUGCGUACAAGCUUGCAUGAAAGUGUUAAUGUAUUUAUUGGCACCCUUGAUCAUCGUGUUCCCAUGUGCUGCCAACAGCAAACUUUGUGGCAGCUGUACUGGUCGCUCUAUGUUUCAGAGGUCUGCGCGAAACGUGAAGGUCAUCAUGGCCAUGACGAUAAGUCGUGCGUUGCUCUACGUGACACGUUCUACAUUCGAGGGCAUGAUUGAUCAAUCAGCAGUGGCCCAGCUUUCGACUGCGAUUGUGGUGUCACUUAGCGCGAUCAUUUUGACAAUUGCCUUCGAUUCUAUUGCUGAUCGACUGGAGAAAAAGGCGGUCGAAGAAGGUCCUGACACCCGUGUCAUGGAUGGAAACUCAGAUUCGGAGGAUCUUCCAGAGUGCCCGGGGAACGUCUGCAGCCCGCUCAGCGGAGGAGCAUCUCCGAGCAAAGCGGCGGUCCAGCAUUUGAUGUUUUCCACGCGCAAUUUCAUCGGCGUCUUUGGCCUGCUCGUUGGCCUGAGCUGGGAGGCCGUCUUCGAGGCGGGCAACAAGACGCUCGUCACGUGGAUCAAUGACCAGAUCCACGCGGACGGCAUGGGCGACCACAAAGUAAUCCUGCAGACUUGCUUGACGCUGCUCGUCCUGGGCGUGGUGUUGCCUGGCUGGGCCAAGUACCUUGUCCCCCUGGCGGAGAGGACCAAGGAGUUUCACAAUUCCAACAUCGAGCAUGAGAAGGACACGACACCUGUGAUGUGUGAUCGCAGGACACUGCGCAUGUUGGUGCGGAGGGGCGCCUGCUGCUGUCGUCGAUCACACGACCACGGCGCUGAGUCCGAUGAUGACGAGACGUCAUGCGAGGAGUAAGUACUAUCCUCGGACGGAGCGGCAGCGUAAUUUGUGUAAGGUGUUGACCAGCCCGGCCGAGCUUGCCGCCCAAGAUGCGUGGUGAGUUUUCACCGUUUGUACGGCGGAUCGUGGCUUUCUUCCAGCGAGCCCAUUUCGAGAUACGCCUGGCGGCGGCAGUGCUCGCGAACACGACGUGCGAGAGCCGAGAACAUGUUUUCCCCAUUCGGGAGAGCGUCUCCUGAGCACACUGGGAGACGGUCAGGGGGAAGGCUACGAGCGCCCCCCUCGUCGAAAGCCCCAAAAGAUCAAGGGGCACGGCCACGACAACGC
This is a messenger RNA of Prorocentrum cordatum, 2367 nucleotides long. The record is from the annotation of a GenBank genome assembly. NCBI's taxonomy places the organism in Eukaryota, Dinophyceae, Prorocentrales, Prorocentraceae.